This is a messenger RNA of Gordionus sp. m RMFG-2023, 1525 nucleotides long. RefSeq lists its product as uncharacterized. The record is from RefSeq and is a predicted model, not a curated record. Lineage: Eukaryota; Metazoa; Nematomorpha; Gordioida; Chordodea; Parachordodidae. Gene Ontology annotation, molecular function: chitin binding. Bases 38 to 1525 code for a protein of 495 amino acids. The transcript has 6 exons.
UCGUUGGAACCAAGAAAAAAAUAUACAAUUCCCUGUUAUGGAGUUCAUACCUACAUUCUUCCUCGCGUUCCUGCUAUCGGUGACAACGUUAGCUCAAGAUACCUUAUUCGCAAGUUUAGGAUUCGUCUGUCCACAAGGGUAUACUAAGAGACCAGGAUCCAUAAGCUGCUACAAAUUUUAUUGGAAAGAAGCUGGCCAAGGCGUGGAUUGGCAGACCGCCACUCAGCAAUGCGUCGUUGAUCAUAAAUUCGGAAAGUUGUUGGUUAUCGAUGAUAUAGGCGAAUACGAAUUCAUCAAAUUCUUAUGGCCAGUGUGCAAAGGUACGGACUGCGAUAAACAGUACUUUUGGAUCGGGGCAACCAAUGUCGGUGAUUGGGAAUGGAUCGACGAAACUCCGAUUCCUUAUAACGCACCAUGGGAUUACGGCUUCCCAACUAAAGAAGGAAAAUGUGCAGCCUUAGAAUUCAAAAAUUAUAGAGUGCUAAUAGUUAACGCGGCUUGUUACGUCCCGUUUUACUUUAUUUGCGAAAUCGAUCUAACCCCAGACCCGUGCCAAAACUCGCCCACUUUCAGUAAAAGAUCCUUGGCAUCUUCUUCCGCCGAAAAUUCCUUAGCAACAGCUGGUAACACCAAAUCGAUCCAAAAAAGAGCUAGUUUUCAAGACCAGUUUAACGCGAACGAUCCUAAUUUAAGGUUCGAUGAUAGAGAUGAAAACUUCAGGAGAAAUUUUCGCGUUAACGAUAAUAGGAUGCCGGUCUUAAUGAAUCAAGAUUCCCGCCAAAGCCCCAGCAGAAUGAACACUAAUUCCAUAGUGAUCGGUAGUAAUAGUGCCAGAUCGAACGAUAUCGACAGGGUUCAGGUCUUGCCAGGUACCAUCAAUGCUAAACCUCUCGUUGUAGAACAAGUCUCCCGAGGCGGGUCUCCGUCACCUAGAGAUAGUUCCAUUUUAAACCGAUUUUCUUCUCCAGUCUAUUUUCCCCAUCCGUUCUAUAAUAGAAAAUUCAUAUAUUGUUCGCUGGAAAAAGGCCGCCUCGUCAAAAAUUGCCCCUACGAUUGGUAUUGGAAUGUGGAUAUUAAACGUUGUUCAAAACAAGCCUUUGGCAGCGAUGAAAAUCCUAUGACGUCAGGAAUGAGCGGUGGAAUGGGAGGCAUGGGCACCGGAAUAGGAAAAAUGGGUGAUGGAAUGGGAGGAAUAGGUGGUGGAAUGGGAGGAAUCGGUGGUGGAAUGGGAGGAAUCGGUGGUGGAAUGGGAGGAAUCGGUGGUGGAAUGGGAGGAAUUGGCGGUGGAAUGGGAGGAAUUGGCGGUGGAAUGGGAGGAAUUGGCGGUGGAAUGGGAGGAAUUGGAGGUGGAAUGGGAGGAAUUGGAGGUGGAAUGGGAGGAAUUGGAGGUGGAAUGGGAGGAAUUGGAGGUGGAAUGGGAGGAAUUGGAGGUGGAAUGGGAGGAUUUGGAGGUGGAAUGGGAGGAAUUGGAGGUGGAAUGGGAGGAAUUGGAGGUAGACAAGGCAGGAAGAAGAGAGCCCCGUAG